AUGGAAUCUAACGAAGGUAUUAAUUAUAUUGAAGAACUGGAAAAAUUAGAUACUGCAGAAUGGCUUAAUAUUCCUCAGCCUAUUAUUUCAGCAUUCAACACAAUAAAAAAUUCAAUUUGCUAUCAAUCAAAAAUUUCUAACAAUUUAUCAUUUCAACUAAAAGAUCUCCAGGAAAAAUUCACUAUCAAGCAUAAAAAAGUUUUAAAAUCAACAAAAGAUAUGCUCUAUUGUACUGUAUUAAUUAUAUUAAUAAAUUUUAGAAAAAUUAUAUUAAUUUAAUUAAAAAAAUUAUAAUAAUUCCUAUAUAAAAUUGACUGAAGACAAAAUCUCAACAAUAAUUUCAGAAUUAGAAACUUCAUUUCUUGAGAAAAAUAAAAUACUACAAGACCAAUUAGCAAAAGAUCUUGAUACCAAGACGAACUGACUCUCUAACAAACUUUUGUCUUUUGAUGAAAGAUUGCAUAAGUCUGAAAGACAUACCAAUACCUGACCUACGCUACAACAAAUAGAAACAAAAAUCAAAACAAGUUGUGAUAAUUUACGUGACAAAAUUAGGCUUGAAAUAAGAGAAAAUUUAGUGAAUCCUGAAAUACAGCAAGUUAAUAGACAAAUUAAUAUAGUCAGAUCGUAAAAUUUAAAUAGAAAUUUUGAAGAUAGGCUUUAGCUAAAUUAUAAUAAUUGAAAAGUUCAGUGGAACUAACUCUUUUCCUAAGGCUUCCUCAAUUGCUCUCUAGUAUGGUUUCACAAUAUCGCGAAAAUCGCUUCUGCAAGAUAAAGGCCUGCACUCACUAAGCGGUAGUCGGAUGGGUCUUUCACCACAAUGCUGAGCGUCAAUAAAAUUGCCCACCAUUGGACACUCAAGAUGGUUGAAUUUCUGAUUGAUUCUUUUCCAAAAUGGAAAUCCGAAACCCAAGGCGUAGCUCCUAGUUUCAAGCUGGAAAGCAAUUCUGAUUGGCCAUUAAGCAUACUCUUUAUCCUACAAGGGAGCUUCUCUCCAAUUCUUGGUUCCAUUUCCCUCUGUGGCAGCAAAGACUUGAUCUGUAGUAAAGCGUACAGUUGAUAACUAAAAUAACUAUAACCUGGUCGGAUACACAUUUACGGAUACCAUCUCCAAACCUCGAGGUCCCUGGGUCCAAUAGCAGGAAUUAAGAGCUAGUUCGCCAUUUUAAUAUAUAAGAUAGGCUUAUGGCAAUGGAAGAAAAAAUAUUGAGCGAAUCAAAUGAAUUUGUAAUGGAAAAUAAGAAAAUUUUGGAAGAAAAAAUAAUCGAAAAAUCUAAUGAAAUUGAAGAGAAAAUUUUUAAUCUUGCUGAGAAAAAGAAGAAAUUAAGGAAAAAGAUGAGAAUUAUGAGAGAAGUUUUUGAUGAAAAAGAUAUGAAAACUAAUAAUUACAUUGACAAAAUAAAAGAUGAAAUAGAUAAUUUUCAAGGGAUUAUUGAUGAAAUUCAUGGCGAAAUUUCAAAAUUAAAAAAAUUUAAUCGAAAAAUCACAAAAUCCCCCACAAUUAAGCCUUCUCCUUCCAAAGCUGAAGAACUCAAGCUUGAAAUUUCUUCUUCGCCUUUCCCAGAUGAAUUCCAAGAACAAUUAUUUUCCCUAAAGCAAGAAAUCCUCAACGUGAUAAAUUCACAAGAAGAGAAAUUCAAUACAAAAUUGCAAGACACCGCAAAACAAAUUGAAAAAAAUUUCAAUAAAAGUAAAGAAAUUAUUCAUAGCAAUAUUAUUGAGUUAUCAGAAAAAUUGUCCUGGCUACCUAUAAAUCUUCGUCAUCUUGAUGGGAUGUCAGGUACUGAAGCAAGGCUUUUUACACUUGAAGCUCGCCUUAGGUCUGAAGAAAAUUCACGUAUGAGAUCUCAUAAUACUUUACUUAAAUUAAUUGAGUCACUUACCUCAGAAUUUUCUCCAUUAAAAACAAUUGAUGUAGCCAUGAUGCCUUUGAUUAGUAAUACAAUGCAUUUUAAAACACCUAAAAAUGUAGCAGAAAGCAUGGGAUCUGAUGAGCUAGAAGCAAAAAUCAAUGAAGAAGACAGCCAAUAUCGAUAUAUUCUGUAUUACAAAGAGUUAUUCUGUUGUAUUUUAAGAUAAUUUAUUUAUUUUUUAAAUAAAUAAGGCAUUAUUUUAUAUUGAUAUUAUAUUUAUUUAGUAUAGUGAAAGAAGACAAAAAAAAAGUUAUGACAAGCUUCCCCGCUGAAGAAGAAAAUUAUAA
Blepharisma stoltei is the source of this 2200-nucleotide messenger RNA. The record is from the annotation of a GenBank genome assembly. Lineage: Eukaryota; Ciliophora; Heterotrichea; Heterotrichida; Blepharismidae.